UUUCGCGUUUGUGGUUUUACUCUUUCUUUCUAUCGGCGGCGGCUCCAUAGCGAGUCCGCCUGCCCGGCGCCCGCCAUUUCUUGCCCUCUCGAUCGCUGCUACUGGAGCUCGAUCUGAUCCAAGCAGGGAGGAAUUGCGCCAAGUUUUCGCGAGCGCUUCCUCUGAGUCCUCGAUCGCCGUCAUCGAUUCGCGAUUUCUCGCUGUGGAGCAUCGCUUCUUUCUCCUCUUUCUCCUCCUCUCGAUCCCGAUUUCCUUCUUUUCAGCAGGAUCUGAUAACGAUCGGUCUUGGACUUCCGCGGCAAAUAUUUCGAUCCGCGGGUGAGAAUAUUUCGCGUCGCCACCGGAUCGCCGUAGAAAUCGUCGGGCUGUGCUGCGGCGGAUCGAUGAUCUGGUGGAGCGCGGCGAGGCAAAUGCGUCCAAGGUUUCGCACCCCCAGCAGCGGACACAUCGAGUCUGCCCCAUGAGGAUCACCGCAAAAGGGGCUGCCAGGAAGAAUUCGCAGGAAACCAGCCGAGCUGCCGGCGCCAGGCAUGGGAUUUCUGGAACAUCCAGGCUCUGCCUCCGAUUUGCCGAGGCAGUCCUGGUGCUAUCCUUGCUCGCCUUCGCGGUUACCACGUCGCCCUUCGCAUGGAUGCUUGGAGCAUCCGAUAGGCUCGAUGAAUCACCGGAGAUGGCGAUAGACGGUGGGCCUUCCAGGGAGCGAUUCGUCUCGACUCGUCCAUGGUCGGCUUCCAAGGCAGUAAUCGAAGAACGUCCCACGGUGUUUUUGCAAAGAUCUAAAUCCCCAAUUCUCGAUCAAGGUGGUCCUCUAGGUCUAUCUUCCAACAUCAAGGUGUAUAUCUACGAUCUUCCCUCCAGCUACAACACCGACUGGCUUGUCGAUAGCCGGUGUAGCAGCCAUCUUUUCGCUGCCGAGGUUGCCAUUCACCAGAAUUUGCUGCGCAGUCCCGUGCGAACCUUGGAUCCGGACGAGGCGGACUUUUUCUUCAUGCCCGUGUACGUCUCGUGCAAUUUCACCAGCAGAUCCGGGUUCCCGACGCUGUUUCACGCGUCGGACAUUCUCCAGGCAGCAGUGGGCUUGGUUUCACGUAACAUGCCUUUCUGGGAUCGCCAUCAAGGCCGAGACCACGUCUUUGUUGCCACCCACGACUUCGGGGCAUGCUUCCAUGCAAUGGAGGAUUUAGCGGUCGCAAUGGGCAUCCCACAGUUCUUGAGAAACUCCAUCAUCCUGCAAACUUUCGGGGAAAAGAACAAGCACCCCUGCCAGAAUGUGGACCACAUCCAGAUACCUCCCUACGUGGUUCCAGCCAAGAAGUUGCCCGAUCCCAGGGGCCAGCGCCGCAAGAUCCUGGCGUUUUUCAGGGGCAAGAUGGAGAUCCACCCCAAGAACGUUAGCGGCCACAUGUACAGCAGGGGCGUGAGAACCACAAUCUGGCGACGCUUCUCGCACGACCGGCGCUUCUUCAUAAAGCGCAAGAGGUCCGACAACUACAAGGCGGAGAUGCUGCGCUCGGUGUUCUGCCUGUGCCCGCUGGGGUGGGCGCCGUGGAGCCCGCGCAUCGUGGAGUCGGUGAUCCAGGGCUGCAUCCCGGUGAUCAUCGCGGACAACAUCCAGCUCCCCUACUCGCACGUCAUCGACUGGAGGAAGAUCUCGGUCACGGUGGCGGAGAGGGACGUGCACAAGCUGGACAGGAUCCUGAGCAAGGUGGCGGCCACCAAUGUGUCCAUGAUCCAGGCCAAUCUCUGGAGAGACGAGGUGCGCCAGGCGUUGGUAUACAACCAGCCGCUCGUUCGUGGCGACGCGACGUGGCAAGUUCUAGAUCUGCUGUCCAAGAGGAAGAACAAGGUGGCGGAGGCGGGGUCCCGGAUAAAAGUGGCGUGAGUGGAGAAAGUUUCUAGGAGCGAGGAAGGAAUCGGAUUCUUUUUUUUUUUUUCUUUUCUUACUUACAAGCAGGGAUGGAAGAGAAACAAGGAAAACGAGGCAAGCCGUCUUGUUUACUCGCUGUGUGUGUGUAUAUUUUGGCCAGUUACAUUCAUUAUACCAGAAAUUUUUUUG
This is a messenger RNA of Selaginella moellendorffii, 2056 nucleotides long. Its product is annotated as probable glucuronosyltransferase Os03g0107900. Bases 461 to 1882 code for a protein of 473 amino acids. The record is from RefSeq and is a predicted model, not a curated record. Lineage: Eukaryota; Viridiplantae; Streptophyta; Lycopodiopsida; Selaginellales; Selaginellaceae. Gene Ontology annotation, molecular function: glycosyltransferase activity. The transcript is spliced from 4 exons.